Messenger RNA from Amborella trichopoda, 1341 nucleotides. Its product is annotated as autophagy-related protein 8i. Lineage: Eukaryota; Viridiplantae; Streptophyta; Magnoliopsida; Amborellales; Amborellaceae. The record is from RefSeq and is a predicted model, not a curated record.
UCUAGGCCAUUUUUAGAAAAUGGUUUAUCUCACUGGUUUAAAGGGACAUGCACUCAGAUUUAUCUCUUUAGACCAUUUGUAGAAAAUGGUUUAUCUCACUGGACAUGCUUUUGGGUUUCGAGUUUAUCUGCACCUAAGGAUUUUUUUUUUUUACGAGUCUUGUUACCCUAGCCCAAAUCAUUCUACUCAGUUUUGUUAUGCAGUGAAUAGUUUCUUCCAGCAUGACUUCUUUUUCACCCAUUGAUAGGUGCAAGGGAUAGUAUCUUGUGUUCAAUUCUUAAGGGGCAUCAUUCUUGUCUACAUAUGGUAUUGCAAAAUGGCAGUUCACAGGAACCACCAUAUACUUGAACUUCGACAUCUCCUCUUAUAUGUUUGAUACAACUACUAGUUGUUGGCAAAAGUCCAUUUGCUUGCACGGGUGAAGAACGGACGGCCCCAUUGUAAGGAAGUCUGCUCCAACAAAAUCUAAACCGCACAUCGGAGCCAGAUCUUCAAGCAAGAGACAAGGCCGAACCGGGUAUUUUCUCAAGCUUGGCCUUCCAUUUCCGUUCCCUUCCUGCCUCCGUUGGAUUAGAGAAAGAGUUGCAGGAGAGAAUAAACUGGUUUAGGCUUUCUCUCUGCUCUCCUUCUCUCCCCUUAUCUUUUUCAUUUUUUCGCAAUGGGAAAGACGCGAUCAUUCAAGGAGGAGUACAGCUUAGAGGAGAGAGAAGCAGAGUCCAGAAGUAUCAUCUCCAAGUAUCCGGAUAGAAUUCCUGUGAUCGUUGAAAAAUUUUCUGGAACUGAUCUGCCUGAGAUGGACAAGAAAAAAUACUUGGUCCCGCGUGAUAUGUCUGUUGGGCAGUUUAUGCACAUUUUGAGCUGCCGCCUUCAUCUUCCCUCUGGGAAGGCACUCUUUGUUUUUGUGAAAAAUACCCUUCCUCCAACUGCCUCACUUACGGGUUCAAUUUAUAGCUCAUCCAAGGAUGAAGAUGGGUUUCUAUACAUGUGUUACAGUAGCGAGAAAACUUUUGGAUAAGGCUUGGUUUCCUCAUUAACUGUGUAUACGAGCAUUCCUGAACAAUCCAAGCUUCUUCCACUCUUGGAACAAAAAGAGAGAAGAAGAGCUGAUUUGGUUCUUAUUUUGUAAAGUUGUAUUCGUUGUUGACGUUGGAUUUGAAGCACAUGUAAAUAAGGAGAUUGCUGUUGGUGAAUAUAAAGAUAACUGCUGGCUUUUCUAGGGGCAUGAAAAAUAAUGUUAUUGCUGGUAUGGGGGAUCUGCUUAGCACAACCUUAGUUCGAAUUUUCAAAUUAGGCAUGCUGUUCUGAUUCGUCUAAAAGGUAUGCAUAUGUAGAUUCUCGUGC